Messenger RNA from Plectropomus leopardus (leopard coralgrouper), 962 nucleotides. The record is from RefSeq and is a predicted model, not a curated record. Lineage: Eukaryota; Metazoa; Chordata; Actinopteri; Perciformes; Serranidae.
GCAAGCGGACCAGAGACACAGCAGUUUUCCGGCGGACCCAAAACCUUGUUGGACACUAUGUCUUCUCUGAGGUGACAGCCUGUUUUAAGACAUGCAGUCCUCUGAUGCUUGUGUAAAAACACCACUGGAGGUUUGUGUUAUUGAUGCAUCAGUCUGAUGCCGGUGUCGUGUUGCAGCAGGGAUGUGUGACGCAGCAGAGACGGACCUGUAUGCCGUCCUGGGAGCCAGCCCCUCAGACUCAGUCCAGCAGCUCAGACACAGGUACCAGCAGCUGGCCUUACAGUACCACCCAGACCGUCUCGGAGAGGUGUGUCCUACAGAGGCAGAGUCUGGUGUGAAGAAGUUUCUAGAAGUUGAUGCAGCGUGGAAGAUCCUCAGUGACCAGAACAGCAGGAGACAGUACGACCUGCAGAGGAGAGCACGGGAACUGAAACAGGAUUGGCCAGUGGAUUCUACGGUCCAUCUGGAGGACAUGAGCUGGGACCCGGAUGAGUGUGUGUACACAUACGGCUGUCGCUGUGGAGGAGGAUUCAGUGUCUCAGAGGAGGAGGUGGAGGAGGAGACACAGAGGAGGCAACAGGGUGAUGAAGAGGAGGACACAGAGGAAGAGGAGCACAGAGGAGUGGUUGUUUGCUGUGAUACGUGUUCCCUCAGCGUGUGUGUCACAUGGUCACUACAUCAAAGACUGAAAAAGACAUAACUGUGUCAUCAUGGAAGAGGACGCCAAAUCAUCAGUGUACUGUUGGACAGUGGAAGUGUCUUUCUCUCACGUCUCAGACUUUUUGCUCGCCGUCUGCAUCUCUUGUGUUGGGAGGUCCAUGAAGCGCAAUAACAACACACUGUGUGUGUGGAGAAUAUUGUAUGUUGAAUUGUGAAGUGUGUGAAGCUACAGCUAAUUUGGUUUGUCUUGGGUAAUUUAAAGAAAAAAGCCUUUUUUUUAAAAAAAUCUGAGCUGUUUUCUU